AUGGUCGUCGCGAGUGAUACCGACCUCGUGACGGUCUUAUCCUCGGCGCACGGUCGACAGCGCCGCAGCGAGCGACUCAUCUCCAAGAGGGACUUGCAGGCGGCGGUCAAGUAUGGCGAGCGUGCGCCUUCCUAUACCGACAAGGGAGAGCUCCGCUGGAUGUACACCUUUCGCGGGAUAGUCUACAUCACGGACGAGACCAGCAGGCACGAGAUAACGUCAUGGCCGCUCCCAGCGUUUGGAUUCGACGUGCCCCUCGUGGAUAUCACACAGCCGAUGCUCCGAGCGCAUAGGGCCGCGAAGCGCGCGCUCGGAAAUCCGGCCUCCUGGACGUCGCACACGGUUGCGGUCGUCGAUCAGUCGGGAUCGAUGAGGAACACCGACGUGGAUGGAGGCGCCACGAGGUCUGAUGCGGUGUGGAUCACCCUCGCAUUGACGUGGGUGGAUGCCGAGAUCAAGGCGGGCAACCGAACGAGCACGGACGUCAUGUCCGUCGUGAGCAUGAGGAACAACAGCGAGGUGGUGGUGGACGCUGAACCCGUGGACUGGAUCUUGUUCAACAAGUUGGUCGGCCUCCUGAGGGAGUCGAAGCCGACGCAGGGCGGCAACUACCUCGCCGCCAUCGAUCUCGCGGAGCGAUGCCUGAUGCGCAACACGAUGGGAAGCUGCGCCACGGCGCUGCUGUUCUUCUCCGACGGAAGGCCGAGCGAACGCAUGCCUCGCGUUCAGCGGAGCCGCAGUUGCAAGACGACUAAGUACACACCAAAGGACAGUCGCGAUGCGCGGGAUAAGAUGUUGGCAUCCCGCAUCGGUGAGCUGGCGAGUCGCUUCGGACGGAGACUCACCGUGGGCAGCAUAGGAUUCGCAGACCCUUCCGAGGAGUUCUCUACGCUGCAGGCGAUGACGAAGGCUUGCGAAGAUUACGGUUGCCAGGCCACUUUCCACAAACCUAGUCUCACUGCGGAGUCUCUUCAGAGCAUCUUGUCAAACUUAUCGUCGACCCUCACGACGACGAAGACGGAACUCACGGAAUUGGGUGGCUCAAAGCAACGCACCGUUCGUAAUGUGAAGCGAGAAUCAUAUUCGCAGAUAAAACUUGGGGAGACGCAUGUGAAUGAAUCCGAUUGGUGGAUCUACAAGGGUCCAUCCGUCACCAGAUAUAAACGGGUAGAAGGGCCAAGGGUGUACCGUGGCAACAGAAGAUUCCCAGCUCCGAAAUUUGACAAAUUGAAAGCAUUCGAGCAUGAGAAAGCAUUUGGCAUAGCCCACCAUCAGAGGGCGUUCGGCGAGGGAGCUGAGAGGUUGGUUUACAGGCUUCGCGAGAUUGACAGAGCGGGGAAAUUUGUGGGGCCGUGGUUGGUUGCUAAGCAGAGCAGAUUUGUCGAGGAAUCAAAAGAUCAGGACGUCCAAGAGUUCCACAGAACGUUCUGCGCGACGCAGCAGAUCGCCGCUCGCAUCGCGAAGACUUUCAACAGGAAACUUGAAGAGGUUCCGGGAGUGAAGGGAAACACGCCACGCAUCGAGUUCUUGGAGUGUCACGUUUUACGUUUAUACGACCGUCAAUUGGGCGAAAUCGGCGUUCUGACGGAGAAGAUGCUGGACCACAGGAAGUACAAGAAGUGGAACUCGAACAACGGAUACGUAGCGGGCAUGAGCAAGGGACACGAUGCCGCUGGGGCGAAAUCGAUUGAAGGCGCUUUCGCUUCGCUGGAUUUGAACGCAACUGUUCUACCGGAAAAUCUCGGCGCCAUCGUGGAGGAGGAUGAGGAGGGCGAAGAAUUCACCGACUCGGAUGCGAGCGACGAGGAACUCGUUCCGGAAGAAGAUGGUCGGGACCUGCAGUGUGCGAGCGCGAUGGACCAUCGCCGCGGCGUCAAAUUUUCUGUCGAAGAUAUUCCCCAGGCUUUCUCGUGCUUUUCGUACAAGUACUCAAAGAGAAAGUACCUGGUUUGCGACUUACAGGGUGUCCUGGAUCAGACGAGAUCACCGCCUUGUUUCGAGCUGACUGAUCCAGUGAUACACUACAGGAGCAACACGUUCAGGAAGAACGUGUUUGGACGCACGGACCGAGGACAGUCGGGAAUGGAUGCCUUUUUCAAGACUCAUACGUGCAGCGAACUCUGCCACGCGUUGGGUAAAGUUUGGAAGUACAAACACAUCGACAGAGUGCCCCGCAGUCUCAUCAAGCCUAAGCUCGAGAACACGCUGGGGAGGAGAACGGAUCCCUUCGCGCGGAGUUCCUUCCUAGACUCACUCCGCGACUGA
This is a messenger RNA of Micromonas commoda, 2265 nucleotides long. RefSeq lists its product with no specific name. Gene Ontology annotation, molecular function: protein serine/threonine kinase activity; ATP binding. The record is from RefSeq and is a predicted model, not a curated record. The coding region runs from base 1 to 2265 and encodes 754 amino acids. Gene Ontology annotation, biological process: protein phosphorylation. Lineage: Eukaryota; Viridiplantae; Chlorophyta; Mamiellophyceae; Mamiellales; Mamiellaceae. The transcript has a single exon.